CCAUUUUCGAGUUUUAGCGAGACUAACGAACAGCAAUUCAUUUUAAAUGUAAGAUUUAUGAACCUGACUAGCUGACACAUUACUCUCUUUAUUUCCAGAUGGUACGCGUAAGCGUCGUGGUGGCGCUAUGCGCGGUCGUCGCGUGCGCCGGCGCAGCUGAGACCUCAUCUCGUUUCCCGGACUUGCAGCCAGAUAAGCAGAUGGAGGUUGACGACAUGGUGCACAACCUUCUACAGUGGAUCCAAGGGUUAUACCAGCAGAAUAACAGGAAAGCUCGCCAGUACUUCGGUGGGAAACCUGAAAAACCGAGGCCUUUUGAACCUGCAAACAACUACCUACCGCCAGCUACCGGAUACCCGCCUUCAGGCACUCGGCCAUCAUUAAGCUACAACGAGGGUCCAGCUCAGCCCAGCCAACCUGAAAACCAACCCAGCGAGAGCCCAUACCAACCCCAACCUGACACGCCGUACCAGCCAAGCUACAAGCCUAGUCAACCCACACAACCGUCCUACCAACCUCAGCCUUCAUACCAACCCAGUCCUUCCACUCCUAAUUACCAGCCGUCUCAACAGCCGUCACAGCCGUCGUCUGGAUAUCCGUCGUCAACCGGGUACUCACCUUCCCCGACCUACCAACCUCCUAAAAACGGGUACCCAUCAUCCCAACCCAACUACGUUCCAAGCCAAAUAGACGAAACUACAACAACUACUCAGGGAAGCUAUAUAUCAUCAGAGACUGGGAGCUCCAGUUUUACAUCAAGCUCCAGUUCAGGAUCUAGUUCCGUUUCGACUUCUAAUUCUGGUUCGGUCAGUGCUUCCAACGCCGAAAGUUCAGAGACAUCAGAGUCUUUAGCUCCUACGGUAGAUGAUGAAGACCGUCACCCUCCUCACAUCCAUGACAUCACAGUCGACUGCGGCAAAGAAAUGAUGACCAUCAACAUUGAAUUCAACAAGCCCUACAAUGGUCUCAUUUACUCUCAAGACCAUUACAACGAGCCUGAGUGCAUCUACGUCAGAGAAAACUCGAACCAAGCUAAGUUCUCGUUCACAGUCAGCUUGAACACUUGCGGCACUAGAUUUUACAGCGACUUUGAAAAUGAAGGUCAAGCGUAUUUGGAAAACGUGCUUGUAUUGCAAAAUGAAAUUGGCAUCCAAGAAGUCUGGGACCACAUUAGGAGAGUCAGAUGUUUGUGGGAGGGUAAUCUUAAGAAGCAGCUCGUUUCGUCUCUUAGCGUAGGAAUGUUGAACCAGAUUACCAGCAACUUCAGCGGUGAUACUGCUAUGGCAAGGUUAGACAUUCAAACUGGUAAAGGUCCAUUCGCACCUGAAGCCGACGGCCUCGUGAAGAUCGGUCAAAUGAUGACUCUUGUUGUCUCAGUCUCAGGAGACGCUGGUUUCGAUAUCCUUGUGAGAGAAUGUGUAGCGAAAGAUUCAGAGAGCCGUAACGUUGUACCUCUGACCGAUAGCAAUGGAUGUGUUAUCAAAACUAAAGUCUUCGGCGCCUUCCGAAAGACCAGGGAAACAGGAAACACUGGAGCAUCUGUCAUAGCCUAUGCGUACUUUAAUGCCUUCAAGUUCCCUGAUGAAAUGGACUUGAUUAUUCAGUGCGAGGUUGAGCUCUGCAAGACUGACUGUUACGUUUGCCCUAACCCUGGAAGUUACGAGCCUAAGAGGAGACGACGUGACGUCAUUCACAUGGGAAAUAGGACUGAGGAGCCUACGACUAUAGUUGGUAAAGGUUUAAGGGUUGUCUUCGCCGAAGAUUUGCCGCAGCCAACUGGCUUUUGUCUGUCCCCACCAGCGGCUUUAUGGAGCGGUUCUCUAAUACUCUUCGCUUCAUUGAUGAGCAGUAUCCUUGUUUCGUACUGUUGGCAGAAAUCGCGGGGUUCCGCAAAGUUUACGUAAGGUAGUCUUUAAACUCUGGUCUUUCCUUUCUUUCUAUUAUUUAAAGACAAGCGAAUAAACCAUUUGCUUACUCCAUCUAGCCUAGAUUAAGUAUUUAUAAUUAUGUUUUUGCAGAGAGAAGUACAAAACUUUUGGAGUGACUUGACUUGAUAGUAAUUGUCUUUAUUAUUGAAUACACAGAAGGAGACACACAUAGAGCGAAUGAUAUUUGCAUUUUAUGUGAUCUUUCACCGAUUUCUAUAAUAUGAACAAAUUUCUUGGUGAGUGUCCUCAGUAGCUCAGUUAUUUAAACAACUUACGCGUUGAGGAAUCGUCGGGUUGAGUCCUGUCUGGGCUUAUUUCAUUGCAUUUUUGUAUUUAAUUUCAUAUACUAAUUUGGUCUGGCUUUGCAACCAAACUGUCAUC
Trichoplusia ni (cabbage looper) is the source of this 2309-nucleotide messenger RNA. RefSeq lists its product as uncharacterized. The coding region runs from base 99 to 1904 and encodes 601 amino acids. NCBI's taxonomy places the organism in Eukaryota, Metazoa, Arthropoda, Insecta, Lepidoptera, Noctuidae. The record is from RefSeq and is a predicted model, not a curated record. The transcript has 3 exons.